AUGGCUUAUACAUCAUCUGAAAUGUCUCCUAUGAAUGGUGGAGAUGGCCUUUAUAGUAACAACAAGAAUUCCACUUAUCAGGUAGACGUCUACACAGAUGCAAUACUUGGGAUGUUCUGUUGGACCCAACACAUUCAUCGCGGUGAAAACAUUGUAGAAUCCAUAAAACUCCAGUGCCAGUCUCAUGGUCUUACUUCAGAAGCUGUGGAAUUUCAAGUCUUCUUCAAUGACCUUGCUUCCAAUGAUUUCAACAUGCUUUUCAACUCUCUGCAGUCUCAUGAUGGGCAAUACUUUGCAGCCGGUGUACCAGGUUCUUUUCACGGCCGCUUAUUCCCCAAGGCGUCUCUUUAUUUCGUCAACGCCUCUUAUGCAGUUCAAUGGCUCUCAAGGAUUCCAAUGGAGGUGGUUGACGAAAAGUCGCCUGCAUGGAAUAAGGGGAGGAUCCAUUAUACAAAUGCUCCUGAUGAAGUUGUUGAGGCUUACUCAGCUCAAUUUGCUAAGGACGUCGAGUCCUUUUUAAAUGCCAGGACACGAGCUUGUCCAUGGAGGUCUCAUGGCAGUUCUCAUCCCAUGUAUCCCAGUUGGGAUCCUUCCUUCCCAAAGCCCUCUCACCGCAGUCAUCGAUCUUUUAGGAGCCACUGUCCUUGA
Cornus florida is the source of this 648-nucleotide messenger RNA. Its product is annotated as loganic acid O-methyltransferase-like. Bases 1 to 648 code for a protein of 215 amino acids. NCBI's taxonomy places the organism in Eukaryota, Viridiplantae, Streptophyta, Magnoliopsida, Cornales, Cornaceae. Gene Ontology annotation, molecular function: S-adenosylmethionine-dependent methyltransferase activity. The record is from RefSeq and is a predicted model, not a curated record. Gene Ontology annotation, biological process: methylation. The transcript is spliced from 2 exons.